AUGUUUGGUCAACGCUUCUAUGGCCUGCGUGGCACGAAGCUCAACGUCGCCAUUGGCAUUAUUGCCGGGUUGGACUUUUUGCUAUUCGGAUAUGAUCAGGGUGUGAUGGGUGGACUGCUCACGUUGGAAUCAUUCACCAGCGUAUUCCCGGAGAUCAACACCGCCGGCGCUCCUGGCAAUUCACCGAGGGCGACGACGCAGGGUAUCGCGAUUGGAUCUUACAAUCUCGGCUGUUUCGUGGGAGCGAUCAUCUGUAUCUGGUUGGGUCAGUUCCUGGGUCGUCGACGAACGAUUUUCGUCGGAUCUGCUAUCAUGGUCGUCGGGGCCAUCCUUCAGUGCUCUGCAUACGGCCUUGCACAGUUGAUCGUCGGUCGUAUCAUCACGGGUAUCGGCAAUGGUCUCAAUACAUCCACGGUGCCUACCUGGCAGUCAGAGACAUCGAAGGCGCACAGGAGAGGGCAGAUGGUGAUGAUAGAGGGUGCUUUGAUCACCGGAGGCAUCAUGAUCAGUUACUGGAUCGACUUUGGCUUGUCGUUUGCUCCAGGCUCUGUCUCCUGGCGAUUCCCUAUCGCGUUCCAGAUUCUGUUCGCCCUUGUCAUCCUGGCCUUUGUCCUGCCGCUCCCAGAGUCUCCACGUUGGCUCAUCUUGAAGGGGCGCGAGGCUGAAGCUGUCACCGUCUUGGCUGCACUUAGCGAUCUUCCCGAAGAGGACGAGUACAUCCAAAGCGAGUUCAUCGCUAUCAAGGAGUCUGUUAUCGAAAUGGCCCAGGGAACGUUCAAGGAAGUGUUCACGAUGGGCAAGGACCGCAACUUCCAUCGUGCUGCUCUUGGAUAUGUCAACCAGAUGUUCCAGCAGAUUUCCGGCAUCAACUUGAUUACUUACUACGCCGCUACCAUCUACGAGACGGAAAUUGGUCUAUCUGGCUUCCUCUCGCGUAUUCUAGCUGCUUGCAACGGCACGGAAUACUUCCUGGCAUCCUGGAUUGCAGUAUUCACCAUUGAGAAGAUUGGCCGUCGACCGCUGAUGUUGUUCGGUGCCGUUGGAAUGUCCCUUUCAAUGGUCGUCCUCGCGGCUGUCACAUCAGUUGGAGGAACCGGUCCUGGCAUAGUGGCCGCUGUUUUCCUGUUCAUAUUUAACACCUUCUUUGCGAUUGGUUGGCUUGGAAUGACCUGGCUAUAUCCUUCGGAGAUUGUGCCCCUGCGAAUUCGUGCGCCCUCGAGCGCCCUCUCGACAUCUGCCAACUGGAUAUUCAAUUUUAUGGUCGUGAUGAUCACUCCGGUUGCUUUCGCAACGAUCGGAUACCAGACUUACAUCAUCUUCGCCGUCAUCAACGCCUUCAUCGUCCCCUGCGUCUACUUCUUCUACCCGGAAACCGCCUACCGCUCGCUCGAAGAAAUGGACGAGAUCUUCCGCAAGACCACCAACGUCUUCGAGGUCGUCAAGCUCGCCCGUCCAGACGUGACACCCAACCGCUACGAUAAGAACGGCAAGCUCCUCAUCAACUACCUCGAGACCGAAGAGCACAGACGCCGCAGCAGUGUUGUUGCGCCGGCGGGAGCGGGUGGUGUCAAGGCGCCGUAUGAGGAUAAGGAGAGGUCACAGCAUAACGAGGCUUACCAGGCUGAGGGUGGCUUCGGGAAUGGUAGCGGCAGUGAGAAUGAGAAGUAA
Messenger RNA from Zasmidium cellare ATCC 36951, 1668 nucleotides. RefSeq lists its product as uncharacterized. Gene Ontology annotation, biological process: transmembrane transport; carbohydrate transport. Bases 1 to 1668 code for a protein of 555 amino acids. The transcript has 10 exons. Gene Ontology annotation, cellular component: membrane. Gene Ontology annotation, molecular function: carbohydrate:proton symporter activity. Lineage: Eukaryota; Fungi; Ascomycota; Dothideomycetes; Mycosphaerellales; Mycosphaerellaceae. The record is from RefSeq and is a predicted model, not a curated record.